AUGUCUUUUGUCUUGACAAAGCUAUCAUCAACUAUCAAGAAAGAUCAAGUCACCAGAUUUAACAUUCACAGACCAACAAUUUGGGAGUGUACCCUGAGAAAGUUAAAGAGGGAAGACUUUGACCCAAAUAAUGAACUACUUAUUAAAUUCUCAGAUGACUUUGGUUCCACUGAAGUUGGAAUUGACCAAGGAGGCCCUAAAAGGGAAUAUUUAAGUCUUAUUCUGGAAUACAUCAUGAAUUCCAAACUAUUUGAAGGACCAGACAAUAGUAAGACACUCUCUUGGCUCAAAUCAGCAAAUGACAAAGAUGAAUACUUCUAUGCUGGGUUAAUGAUAGCAGUUUGUUUAGUUCAUGGGGGACCGGCACCACACUGUUUUGCCCCAUGUCUCGUAGAGGCCUUGGAGAAAGGACCCAUGCACACAAAGGUUUUUUUGAAGGAUAUGCCGGAUCCUGAGUUAAAGACACAAUUGGAAAAGGUUAUUGCCUUUUAUAGACCAAGGUUUUAUUGGGAGGGGGGCAAAAGAAGUAAAGCAACACUGGCAAAUGUUUUUCCAUGA
Saccostrea echinata is the source of this 558-nucleotide messenger RNA. RefSeq names its product G2/M phase-specific E3 ubiquitin-protein ligase-like. The transcript is spliced from 2 exons. Gene Ontology annotation, molecular function: ubiquitin-protein transferase activity. NCBI's taxonomy places the organism in Eukaryota, Metazoa, Mollusca, Bivalvia, Ostreida, Ostreidae. The coding region runs from base 1 to 558 and encodes 185 amino acids. The record is from RefSeq and is a predicted model, not a curated record.